GGCAGCAGGGGGGAGUCAGCUACCGUCACCUGUGUCAUCGUCACACCCAUCAGCAGUUUACUUGUACACCUGUGUCUCAGGUGUCAGGAGAGAGAGAGAGAGCGUCUUAAAACCGGCACCUGAAGGACUCAAGCUACAAACAAGAUUUGUGAAUUUCACCACAAAGCCCUCUCUUCCCAUGAGACUUGUCACAUCAUGAGAUCACGAAACCUCUUCCUACUGGUUUACUUACUGGGGAGCUGCUUUGAGACAUCAGGCACACAAAGAUAUGAAACCUGCACUACAAGAGAAACCUGCGGCCAGGGGCCAGAUUCUACCUCGCAGUUCCUACAAUGUGUGGGACUGCCAUCGACAGAUACAGGGAGAGACCACAUGCGGAGGCUGAAAGGAAUGCUUGAAGCGACAAUGGAUUUGUACACAUUCAUGAGGUCCAGCAUGACGGGAGUGCCACUUCUCAGCCUGCAGGGGGCUCUGGCUUUAAACCCUGGAGCAGACCCUCUCCAGAACGAAGCCCUGGUCCAGAUGUGGAUGGAGGUGAAGAUAAAACCGUUGUUGAAAUCUAUCACCAAACACUUCCUGUCCUGCCUCAGCACCAAGAACUUCAGCUGCUCCACCUACCAGACUGUGGUGAGGGAGCUCAGUUACCAUUAUUCUGAGAUGAAUCCAGUCACACAAAAGUGGAUCUACACAUUCUUUAUGUACCCAUUUCUGUCUGGAGACAGAGUAGAUGGUUGUGUGAGCAAAGAGGAGAGCAGUGAGGAGUGGUUAAUGAAGAAUUUUGGGGCCUUCAGAGCCAUGGCCCAAAUGGACGACCUUUCAACACUCAACAUGGCCUUCAGUGGAUUGGAGGUUCUUAACCUGCUGUCUCCAGCGCAGAAGGCCAAGCUGCUGAUGAGUCCUGGGGUCGCAGGUUUAGACAACGACACCCUCACCCUAAUCUUUCACGGUUUGUUGACAGGGGACUCUGGCCCUUCCCCCACAAACAUCUCUGGAGGGGGCCAAUCCUGGACGAGCCCUGCUUAUCCUCCUGCCUAUACUCCACAGCCCAUGUAUAACCCAUACUCACCACCAUCCCCGCACAACAAGCUCAGAGAGGUUGUAAAUGGGUUCAUGACGGCUUUCAGACCCAUUGGGAGCUUUGUUCAUGACUUUGUAUCUUUCACAAAAGAGAGGAAUGAAAUAAAAAGCAGCACUCUGACCCAGUUCCUGCUCAACUGGACUCUAGCUGAGCUGGCAGACAUGUACCGGCCACAAACAACACCUGUAGUUCCAGAGACGCCACAGUUUGACGUGACAAAUGUGGAGGACUGGUACCAGCAGGUCGUGUUGCCCAUAUUACAGAGUUUCUUGCCGAAUGGCGAGGCCCUGAUGCAUCAAAACAUCACACUUGCCUUCCACCAGCUGUUCUAUCUGAACCAUAGUAUGGACAAUGAAACCUCUGAAACCAUGGAUGUCUGUAGCAUCACUCUUGAUAAGAGCCCUUGUGGGCUGACAGACGCAGUGGAAAAUGUUGCUUAUGUUUUGCACUGUGCUGCUAUUACUAACUUCACAUUGUCCGAGGCGACGAUCAUCAGAUUGAUUGUGGAGCUGACAGAACGUCUGAACUCACUGAUCAAAGAGUUGUCCACUGGAAACUUCAGUGAGGUGGUGUCCGACUUUAAGCAGAUCUUUGGUGAGGCAGACUCUCCGUCUCUGACCCAGCAAUAUCUGGAGGACCCGAACUUCAUCAAGCUCUGGUUUCAGAUCAAACUGAUGCCCCUCUUGCCUGACAUACCUACAGACCUCCUGUCCUGCCUCAGCACCAAGAACUUCUCCUGUCCAGUAUACCAAACCAUUGUGGCAGCUCUCAGCAAACAGAUGAAUUUUAUGGAUGCUGAUCCAAUUUACAGUCGUAACAUCUAUGAGUACUUCAUCUAUCCUUUCCUGCUGCAUCACAACACCUCUGACCCCCAGUGUUUCUCCUCAGCCAAUCACAGUGCAAAAUGGCUGACAUACAACUUUGGUUUCUUCUCAAGAUUUGCCUCCAUUAUUGACUUCUACAACCUCAACCCAAACUUCUCUGGACUGGAUGUUCUUUACAUCUUGACUCCAACACAGAUAGCAGAGAUGCUUCUGUUGCCUCUUCCUACUCCACCUGAGAAAGACGUUGUUAUCGACCAAGUGUUUGACUUCCUAUUGGAGUCCCCUGAAGACUGGAAACUUCUGGAGGUCCUGUACGCGCUGGUCCAGCUCGCCCCAGAGGUCAAUCCACCCUGUGGCGUCUACAAACACAUUUUUCAAAGAUUGUACGGAGCUAUACAAUUUCUGCCACCAGACGUGGAGCCUGUCAUCUGGGAUGUCAUAGAUAACUUGAUGAACAUCGCUCCAGGGGAGUGUGUGCCUGAGAACAUCACGUGCCCAGUCACCCAGUACAAUGGUACUAACAUCUGCAGAGGAACUGACAGCUCUGACCUGAACUCUUACUUGAACACAUAUAUGAACGUUCCCUGCAAUUUUACCUUGGAGACAUAUGCAUGUGCACAGCUGAAGAACUUCACAGCCAAUCAGCUGGUGUCUCUUCUGAAGUGUAAUCUACCUGGAAACAGCAGCUACUCCAAUGUGCUGUGGAAGAUGCUUCUGACUAAGCUAUCCUUUAUCUUGGACCCAGCUCUGGACAUCCUAGCUAACACACCCUCGACCAUGCUUCCAUCAGCAUCAGAGGUUUUGGAUGUGAUUGGAGAAAUGAGAGUGUCGAUACUGACUAAUGAGCAGCUGAUGAACAGCAGUGUCAUCAGAGAGUGGUUCUUGGGCCGUCUGAGUGUGUUCCUCCCGUCUGCAUCAUUAAGGUUCCUGGACUGUCUGAGCCGCAGGAAUCUCAGCUGUCAGUCAUACCAGCAAAUACUGAAGGUAUUUAUCCAACAUUUCGAUGACAUGACCUCAAAGCAACAUAAUGUGGUCUUGAAGUACUUCAUCCUCAGUUUCCUGUCGCACUCAGGUUCAGCCUGUGUGUCUGCCUCCAACGGCAGUGCAGAGUGGUUGAUGAAGAAUCUGGGUCCGUUUUCAAUGUUUUUGUCCCUCAAAGAGCUGCUUCUUCUCAACCCGUACUUCAACCCUCUGGACGUCCUACAACUCCUGACUCCAGCACAGAUUGCAGAGAUGCUGGUGUUGACUAUUCCUACUCUUCCAGACAAAGAUGUCAUCAUAAAUACAAUCUUUGAUUACCUGACUGAGUCUCCUGACAAAUUUCCAGAGUUUCUGUCCUACCUCGUUAUGUUCCUUCAGCAGGGAAACCUUACCUGUUCAUCAUACAAAACUCUGUUUAGCAGACUGGACUUGGCCAUGGCCACAGUCUCUCUUGAUGUAGCAUCACACAUCAUGUACAGCAAGACUGUCUUAUCCAUGCACAUACCACCAGGUUGCAUCAUGUACAGUGGAGAGUGCAAUAUUAUCAUGACAAAUGAAACAGACAUUUGCAUCGGAGUGAACAGCACAAUGCUGCAGCUCCAACUUGACAGCGGACAGAUGAAUGGACAUUUCUGUGACUUUGCUGUUGAGAAAUUCGCUUGUGCCUCGCUGUCAGCAUUGAAAGCAGAAGAUCUAGCGGUGAUUUUGGCGUGUAAUCGCUCCUCUACCUCCAGAGGCUCAAGACCCAUCUGGAAUCUUCUCCUCUCCAAAGCUUCAGGUGUGCUGGAUGAAGCUCUGAGUCUUGUAACUAACAAGACUCUGGACCCCAGAAACCCUGCAGUGCCGCUGAUUUUGGACUCUAUACAAGAAAUCCGAUUGAACACGUUCAGCAUGGCCAGCUACAGUGAUCCUGCACUCAUCCAACUGUGGUUUAACCGCUGGCUCCGCCCUUUCCUGCCAGCUGUUUCCCCUGACUUCCUUUCAUGUCUCGCCACAAAAGGGUUGAACUGCAGCACCUACCAGUACAUCGUGCAAAUUUUGAGCCAACUCCAGCCACGCAUGACCCUCGCCACGCAGAUAUCUGUCUACACAAACUUCAUCAAGGUUUUCCUGACCAGGAAUAACACCACAGACCCCAGCUGCAGCUUGAACAUUAACAACAGUGUAGAAUGGAUGCUGAAGAACUUGGGAGGUUUCUCUGUCCUCAUGUCCUUCCAGGAUCUACAGAUGCUCUAUCACAACUUUUCAGUGAUGGAAGCGUUACCACAGCUGACAGUCAGACAGCUAGCGGAGGUGUCCGCCACACCUGGCCAGCUCAUCUCUUCAACCCAGGUUAACAUGGUGAUGAACUACAUCCCUGACCAACUUUUCCCAGCUUUCUUUGAUGACUUCUCACCAGCUAUCAGUGGUCAUGAAAACAUGUUCCCUUCUCCAGUGUUGUCAGCCAUGUUGCAAGUUGUGUUUGCUCGUGCAAACCUCUCAAAUCCCUCAGUGAGUGAUUCAGUUGUGUCACUGUGGCUCAGCAAACGACUGCCCCCGCUGUUGUUCAACCUGUCACCCCUCCAAGUCGCUAUGUUCUUCAGAAUACUGGCGGGGAGAGACUGCACUAUCCAGCAGCAGGGAGUCAAAGACCUGAAUUCAACAAUCUCAUCUCUCAGUCAAGUUACACAGAAUGACAUCCACAAUCAAAUCGUUCAGGCUCUCAAAGGACCGAUACCUCUCCAGUGCUACGGUAACAACAACAGCCACAGUUUCUACAGUUUCUUGAAGAGCUCAUUCAUGGGAUUCCAGUUCCCCAACCUGACCACCUUCCUGUCCCUCAUGCCUCAGAACAGGAUAUUUCAGCUGGUGAACUCCAUGCCUCCAUCAGAUCUUGGAGAUUUUCUCCGUCGCCCUGACGUAGUCGACAACAGUGCAGAGCUAUGUGUGAUCUACGACAACUACAUCCAGACACCGGUGUUCCUAGAGACUGAGACUCUCCCGGCGGUGGUGAAGCAGCUUACACUGCCUUGUGUCUGGCCCAUGGCUCUCAGCAGCUCCACAGAGUCAGAGGUCAAAGCCUGGUUUGACCUACGCCUUCAAAGCUACUUGGUCUUCCUCACAAAGAGUCUGAUCAGCCCCAGUACCACUCACAACGCCUCCUGCCUGGCCUUCCAAAAGCUCAUUUCAGUUCUUGGUCAAUACAACUACACUGCUGCAAACUUUGCAAGGCAAGACGUGUUUAACACCAUCACAGCCUACCUCGCCUCAGCGACGGUGCCAAGGUGUUACAAUCCCAGUGACCCAGAACUAAACUCCACAGCCUGGUUUGCUUUGUACAUCGGCCCUUUCAUGCCUUUCCUCACUCUGGAGGCUCUUCAGACAUUUGGAUCUGCACAGGUUAUCCAGGUGUUCACAGUAAACCCCUUGAACAUCGCCCUCUUCAAUAACCCCGCCUUACCUCUCAACCUCACCAACUACUACACUCAGCUUGUUUAUCAACAGGACAGCAACUUCAACCCCUUGCUGCUUCCUGGGUUCAGUUGGUGUGUUGUUCCUGGUCCAGCAUUCAGCCAGCUGACUGCAAAACAAAGUAUGAUGGUUCUGCAGAACCUGACCACUCUCUGUACAAACCUGGACCCACAGGUUUCUGCAGCUUUGGCCAGUAACUUUGGUAAUAAAAUUGAUGUCGCAAUAAUUUCUGCCCUUGGCAACAAAAGCACCAGCCUGUCCAUUGGUCAGAUCAUGACAAUAACGCCUCAAGAACUAUUUGCUGCCCUCAGCACUCUCAGCAGUGUGACGGGUUGGACUCCAGGUCAGGCCAGCGUCAUUAUCCUGUCUCUGAUGUCUUCAGGGAUCAUGCAGAUCCACAACGCUUCGUCGUUGCUCUUGCUGGGCUCUCUUGUCGUGGGUUUACCCGCAACAACGUUCAGCAGCAUCGAUGGCUCCCAGCUGCUUACUGCAUCCAAAAAUCCUUCAUUUCUGGGGUACUUGACGUCCGCUCCACAAAUUAACCAGGAGAUCUUUGUUACUCAGAUCAUUUCAGUGAACAGCAACAGUGAGGUGAUCAUACAGAACGUUCCAGAUGAACUGGCCACUGAGAUCCCUCGAGCACUGCUGGUGGGCUUCUCAAAUACCAACAGCGUUAUCACCACACUCAACAGGAAGAAUUGGAUGCCGUGGCAGGCUGAGUUGUUCUUUAAUAUAAUAGCUGUGGACACUGCAACCGCAGUGCUGGGAAGUCCAAAUAAUUUGUCAUCCUCAGUGCUGCAAGGGUUCACAAGCACCGGAGUAAGGACCUUUCCAAAACUGCAAAUCAAAUUGCUGAUCAAAGCCUGUCGGAGGGCCGGCAUUCACAAGGUCAAACUGGUGGAGACUCAGCUGACCUGCAUGUACAACUACAUUAAAGGAGACCCAGAUGCCACCAUCUUCAACCUCUAUCCCUAUGAUAUGCUGCUGUACUAUGAUUACUCCCUGGUGCCACAGAACCAAUGCAGGUCCUAUUUUGAACAGCUGGCAAAUGCAGACUUCUUUGUCUUCUCCUCCGUCCUCAGCUACAAACUGACUGCUCUGUUUAAUAAUGCCAGGAGCUGCCUGGGUAUAACAAACACAAGUUUGACCAUGGAUAAUAUAUCAGUGUUGGGAAACAUGUGCUGCACUUUGAAUGGGUCCUACAUCAAGAACUCUGACCCCUUCAUCUUGGAAAAGCUCAAGAACUGCCCAGCACUCACCAACGCUCAAGUGGCUGCUGUUGAAGCUCUACUGCAGAGCGGGAAAACACAGUACGGAGCUCCAUCAACAUGGAAUCAACAGACUCUGGUGGACCUCGGGAUGUUACCGUUGUAUUUGACUUCAAACUUCUAUGCUAACUUUAACACAACCACAAAGCAGGCGUUCUUGAGUUACUUCCUGAACGUUAUGAGCAGCAAUGGAGUGAGCAUCCAGAUGAGACAGAGGCUGAUGGACGAAAUAAUGAGGUCCAUUACUAAGAAGUCAAAGCGAUCUAUAGUAAAUGGGUGCACUGUAGGAGUGAUCACCCAGGUGACCAUCAGCGACGUGACGUUCCCCUUCGUCUAUAACGACAUAAACCAGUUCAACUGCUGCCUCAGUGCCACCACUGUUAAAGAGAACUUGGAUGCCAUCACUAGGAAGGUGACCCAGACCCAAUACCUCCAGAUUGUUCUCAGCAGGCUGAGAGAGGCUUAUGUGGCCAACUCCACCAUCCCAGAGAGUCAGGUUCAGCUCUUAGGCCCAGCGUCCCGUGUGGCCACUAUUAAUGACAUCAACAUGUGGAAUAUCACUCAGAUUGACACACUCGCUGCUUUGAUGAACCCGUCGAAUGGGCAGUGGGACCCCAGCCUGGCUAAAGCCAUCAUUUAUAAGUAUCUGAAUAAGACAGGGAACCAGCUGGGCAGUGAUGAGCUCAACGCCAUCGGAGGAGCCAACCUGUGCUCUUUGGACACAAGUGUUUUAAUGACCAUUUCCCAACAAAGCCUAAAAUCUGCCAACGCCCUGGACGUGUCCAACUGCACCACAGAGAGUAAGGCAGUUCUGUUCACCAUUGCCAGUCAAGCAUUUGCCCCAACCACCCGCACAGCUAUCUCUGCUAGCUCCUACCAGCUCACGCAACCUUACCUUGGGGGUGCAAAUUUAAACUAUAUCCGAAGUUUGGUGGCCUCCAAUAUCAACAUGGACAUUGUUACCUUCACCAAUCUGAUUACGAACGUUGUACUGAACCUGACUGUUAAUGAAGUUCGAGGUCUUCUUGGAACCAACCUGCCAGAUUUAAAGAGCUAUGAAAACCAGACACUGGUACGGGCCUGGAUCAGCAGCCAGUUGCAGUCAGAGCUUGACACACUGGGAGUGGGGCUUGUGGGAGGCAGGGCUGGCACGAUAGCUUCCACUACCUCUCCCACCACAACCACCUCAUCAUCAGUGACCACCGCCACAGGCAGCUCAUCAUCCCCAUCAUCAAUAACUGGAUCCAGCAAACCCACAACAGCAUCUUCUACCACCACAGGUAAGCCUAACAAUGGUUCCCGCAUCCGAGCAGAUGCUGCCUUCUCUGUCCUUCUCCUGGCGCUACUCAUCGCUUCUCAGAACAUUCUUGUAUGAAGAGGCACAUGGCUGAUUAUUGUAACUUAUAAAUACAUAUACACUAGCAGGAAAUUGUAUUGCCUACUGUGAAAAAAAUAUGUGCAAUAAUAAUACAGUGGAUGUACAGUAUAAUGUAUUCUUGAUUAGUUAAUCUUUCAGUAUGUAUGCUCUGAAACCUUGUAAUACAUAAAUUUUAGACUCAUAUGUUUACUUGAUGAUUAAAUGGAGGCUUAACAUAAAAAUUAGGGUGACAGUUUCUGCUGUAAUUGUGUUGCUGUAAUCCUGUGUGUCCAUUUUGAGAUAGCACUUUCUUUAGGUAGGCCUACCUGAAAAUGAUUUGCAUAUAUGGAGCUGUAGGAGAUUAAAUGCGUACUGUAUAUUGUUGCACAGUCAUUAAGUUCAUCACUUGCUUGGUCACAGUUUAUUAAUAUUCAAGGAUUUGGAGAGAAUAAGUUGUUAAUAUGAGGGUCACAUCAUCAUCAUCUGUGCAGUCAAACCAACACCAACUACAAAUUUUGUUACCAUUUACAAUAAAUAAAUAAAUCUGA
Messenger RNA from Micropterus salmoides (largemouth bass), 8507 nucleotides. RefSeq lists its product as uncharacterized. Gene Ontology annotation, biological process: cell-matrix adhesion. The transcript has 65 exons. The coding region runs from base 196 to 7977 and encodes 2593 amino acids. The record is from RefSeq and is a predicted model, not a curated record. Gene Ontology annotation, cellular component: cell surface. Lineage: Eukaryota; Metazoa; Chordata; Actinopteri; Centrarchiformes; Centrarchidae.